This is a messenger RNA of Chroicocephalus ridibundus (black-headed gull), 3362 nucleotides long. RefSeq names its product serine/threonine/tyrosine kinase 1 (gene STYK1). Lineage: Eukaryota; Metazoa; Chordata; Aves; Charadriiformes; Laridae. Gene Ontology annotation, cellular component: signaling receptor complex; plasma membrane. Gene Ontology annotation, molecular function: transmembrane receptor protein tyrosine kinase activity; ATP binding. The transcript is spliced from 11 exons. Bases 841 to 2121 code for a protein of 426 amino acids. Gene Ontology annotation, biological process: protein phosphorylation; positive regulation of kinase activity; cell surface receptor protein tyrosine kinase signaling pathway. The record is from RefSeq and is a predicted model, not a curated record.
GGAGUUAGGCAGCCGAAGGACGGGAAGGGGGAAGGCACACGGGUUUGCCCCCCGCACCGAGACAGGGAGGCGGGAGGCGGCUCCGGGCCCGGUCUGUGGCAGGGUUCCCUGUCCCGCCACCCCACCUCUUUCCAGUGCACCCGCAGCCGGUCCUGGGCCGCGGCACAGCGGGCCCCUCAGCAGACCUGGCCACCCCCGCGGCCUCUGGUCGCCUGCCUGCGGCGGUGCCGUAGUUGCCCUUCCCCGGAGGCUGGACGACAGGAGAUUGUGUUCCUGAUAGAGAGCUUUUUCAGUGUCUGGAGUCUGUGGGUUUUGUACAGAUUUUCUGUUCCAAGAAACCGUUUUUUCGAAACGUGAACUUGUAAUCUGAAGUGUAUGAUUUCUGCUUGUUACGUUAGCCUAUCGCUGUUGCUCUGUGUUUGCCUGCCUUUCAAAUUACACUCCAGGUCCCCACCCGAGGACUCUGCUUUGCCUGUCUCUGUCACCAGCAAAUGAGCAGCUGGUGCGUGGAAGCCAGGCAGACUCGUUUUACAAGUGUGUGCCUAUCUGUCAGCUCGUGUGUUGAACCUACACUCAAGCAAACUCCCUGGGGAGACAGCUGAGAAGAUCUUGAGGAGUAAAGAAUUGAAGCUGGGCAGGUCUGGGGUAGGAAAAUCAGUGAGGAGGAACUUAGUCAUAAGAAUUACAACCACACAAAGUAACCAUCAGUGCUAUCAGGAGUGGCCUCAAACAAACUGUGAACCGGCAGCCCGCAAGCUUCAGGAAAAAACUACCGCAGGGCAAGAGAAGUGGUGUAAUUCAGAAGAUAGAGAUUGGAGACCCACUUGCUUGUAAUUGAACAUGGCAGGGGAUAUAAAAAGAUUCACACGCAUGCUACUGGAAUGCAACAGCAGUGACAAGCUAUGUGUUGUGCGUGAAUAUCAGACUGAAGUGAUUGUUGUCCCAGUUCUCCUUGUGGGUUUUUUUGUCAUCGUGCUAACUGUGAUCCUUUGGCUCCACUGUCGAGGCUUGCGAGCAAAGCAGGAGCAACCAUCAUCAUCAUCUGGACAACAAGUGAAUGACAAGAAUUGGCAGGAAUCCAGCUCAACAGAGAAACGCUAUAUCCAGCUGAGUGAGACAUCUAUGGAGAGCCUGCUACAUUCUGCAUCCUUAACUCUGAAAGAACUGGAGAUACCCCGAGAGAAACUCUCACCAAGCACCUGGCAGCUGAUAAAACAAGGCCGCUAUGGGAGCAUCUACAGAGCACAAUUGGAAACUGGGGACCCUGGGAAGACUAAGACUGUAGUAUUGAAAGCCUUACAAGACCUGACUAGUCCUCAGGAAGUAAAGGAUUUCCUGGGAAGGAUUAAAUUCCAUCAAAAUCUUGGCCAUCAUGAGAACCUGGUUGAAUUGCUUGGAUGCUGUGUAGGCCAGCUCCCACUUUAUAUGAUUAUGGAAGAUGUGUCUCUUGGUGACCUGUUGACAUUUCUAUGGACGUGUCGGAAGGAUGUAAUGACAAUCGAUGGUAUCCCCUAUGAUCUUACUGAGAGGCAAGUGUAUGAAGUUGGACAUCAGGUUGCCGCAGCUCUGGCUUACCUUGAACAGAAGAAGUUGUUCCACGGAGACAUUGCUGCCAGGAAUGUCCUCCUCCAUCACAACUUCACUGCUAAGCUCUGUGGUUUGGGUCUGGCCUAUGAAACUCACACAUAUGGUGCCAACUCAGUCACACAGAUUGUGCCAGUCAAGUGGCAGGCACCAGAGCGGCUCCUGAAGAAACCCCCCAGCAUCAAGGCAGACAUAUGGUCUUUUGGAAUUCUACUGUAUGAGAUGAUUACAUUAGGAGCUCCACCAUAUCCUGAGGUGCCACCUUCUGACAUUUUACCAUACCUGCAGAGACAGAACAUUAUGAAGCAGCCCUCAACCUGCCAGCAAGCCAUGUACAACAUCAUGAAGUCCUGCUGGCAGUGGAGUGCAACUAACCGGCCUUCUCCAGCAGCCCUGAUGCAGUCCCUCCAAACAGCUGUAAAGACAAGCAAUGACCACGCAGUACUGCAGGUGCCUGAGCUGGUGGUGCCUGAACUCUAUGCUAAUGUCGCUGGUGUUCAUGUGCACAGUCUAGUGAGUGAAUACACUGUACUCUGAAGGACCCUUUCACAUGUUGGUAAAGGAGAAGCCUCUGAGUUUGCCCUUUCUAGACACUUUGCAAGCUCAGAAUGAGGUGUGUCUGUUGGAAGGGAUCUCUGUUCUUAAACACAUUAUAUAUAUAUCAGAUCGCCCCUCCAUGCCAGAAGCAACAAACUAUUAUCGUUACUAUUAUUAAAUCAACCUGUUGAUGUCAUUCUGCCAGUGGUCAUUUGGGAGCAAAAUGGGUUUAGGAAGCUCUAGAAAAUGUAAUGAGAAACUUGAGUUAAAGGAAUGUAUUGGGUUUGUGUGACAAGGUUUUGGUAGCAAGGGGGCUACAGGGGUGUCUUCUGGAAGAAGAUACCAGAAGCUUCCCUCACGCCCGAUAGAGCCAGUUCCAGCCGGCUCCAAGACAAACCUGCUGCUGGCCAAAGCUGAGGCCGUCACCGACAUUGGUAGCACCUCUGUGAUAACAUAUUUAAGACGUGUUAAAAAAUACUGCACAACAGCGGCUGGAAGAGAGGAGUGACAAUGUGUGAGAGAAGCAGCCCUGCAGACACCAAGGUCAGUGAAGGAGAGGGAGGAGGCGCUGCAUGUGCUGGAGCAGACAUUCCCCUGCAUCUGCAUGGUGAAGACCAUGGUGAGUCAGGCUGUCCCCCUGCAGCCCAUGGAGGUUAACGGUGGAGCGGAUAUCCGCCUGCAGCCCAUGGAGGACCCCAUGCUGGAGCAGGUGGAUGCACCUGAAGGAGGCUGUGACCCUGUGUGAAGCCCCAUGCCAGAGCAGACUCCUGGCAGAACCUGUGGCGCUGUGGAGAGGACCCCACACUGGAGCAGGUUUGCUGGCAGGACUUGUGAUCCUGUGGGGGACCCACGCUGGAGCAGCCUGCCCCUGAAGGGCUGCACCAUAUGGAAAGGAUGCAUGCUGGAGCAGUUGGUAAACAACUGCAGCCCGUGGGAAGGACCCACCCACUUUGGAAAAGUUCAUGGAAGAGUGUCCCCUGUGGGAGGGACACCACACUGGAGCAAGGGAAGAGUGUGAGGAGGAAGGAGCAGAAGAGAAAACGUGUGAUGAACUGACUGCAACCUCCAUUCCCCUGCACUACUGGAGGGGAGGAGCUAGAGAAAAUCGGGGGUUAAGCUGAGCUGGGGAAGAAGGGAUGUGAGGGAAGGUGUUUUAAGAUUUGUUUUUAUUUCUCAUUAUCCUACUCUGAUUUUGAUUGGCAAUAAAUUAAAUUUAUUUUCCCAAGUCGAGUCUGUUUUGU